AUGGAUCCCCCUCCUUCGGCGGCUGAAGUUACGUUGGCGGGACUUUUCGGAUGUAGUAUCGGUGAUAUCCGGAGUCUUGGGGAGGGGGAUGACAGCGGAAUCUGCCGGGACCCAAGGGCUUCGCAGGAAUGGUACUGUCUUGUUUCAGGAUGCGCUCGUAGUCGAGGAAAGGGACCGGCUUGGACGUCUAGGGAAGCCCUGCGAGCUCCCGUUGACCUGCACUGUUUGGGGGAGCUGCAGGGGGGUGCCUUGGUUGGUGUUGGAAAGCUGGACAAAGAUGGGCAUCUGAUCCCUCUUGAUCGGGAUGCGCGCCCCAUUGUUAUGGCGCAGGUGUUCCGUAAACUUGCGUUGGGGGUGCAGAUAGUUGCGGGAGCUGAUAUUCAAAUGUUGAAAACGCCCGUCUAUGGACAGCAGGAGUUCAUGCAAGAAUUCUGCGACGUGCGGCGUUCGCAGUAUGAACAGAUAUUCCGAGCCUUGGAAAGUUUGGAUUGUAAGCAUGUGGCGUUUCACUUGAUCGGUUCAAACAGGCUGUCGAAGCUCUCGUGGAUCAACCACUUUCCGAACUAA
Messenger RNA from Symbiodinium natans, 567 nucleotides. Lineage: Eukaryota; Dinophyceae; Suessiales; Symbiodiniaceae. The record is from the annotation of a GenBank genome assembly.